AUGGUUGAUCAACACCCUACAAUCAUGGAGAAGGUUACUGGCCAGGUUCACCGUAGAUCUGGUGUUUCAUCUGGUUAUGGUGGAAGCUUCCGUCAACCUGCAAUGUUCCAAAAAUACUCCUACGGGAAUUACUCAAAUGCUGCUUUGGCGCCUGCAUGCAGAACUACUGUUGAUCUAUCUGCAGUUGCAACUAAUGCUUCUCCUAUGUUUGUUGCUGCUCCAGCAGAGAAGAGCCAUUUUCUUAUUGAUUUUCUCAUGGGUGGUGUCUCAGCUGCAGUUUCCAAAACUGCUGCUGCUCCCAUUGAGCGUGUUAAGCUUUUGAUUCAAAACCAGGAUGAGAUGAUCAAGACUGGAAGGCUUUCUGAGCCGUACAAGGGUAUUGGUGACUGUUUCAAAAGAACAACUGCUGAGGAGGGUAUGGUUGCUCUAUGGAGAGGAAACACCGCUAAUGUUAUUCGUUAUUUCCCCACUCAGGCAUUGAACUUUGCAUUCAAAGAUUACUUCAAGAGGCUUUUCAACUUCAAGAAGGACAGAGAUGGUUACUGGAAGUGGUUUGCUGGUAACUUGGCAUCUGGAGGUGCUGCUGGUGCUUCAUCCCUCUUGUUUGUCUACUCAUUGGACUAUGCCCGUACCCGUCUUGCUAAUGAUGCUAAGGCAGCUAAGAAGGGUGGAGAAAGACAAUUCAACGGUCUUGUCGAUGUCUACAAGAAGACCCUUGCAACCGAUGGAGUUGCUGGACUUUACCGUGGUUUCAACAUCUCUUGUGUUGGAAUCAUUGUGUACCGUGGUCUCUACUUCGGAAUGUACGAUUCUCUCAAACCAGUUCUUCUCACUGGAAAAUUGCAGGAUAGCUUCUUCGCCAGUUUUGGUCUUGGAUGGCUCAUCACCAAUGGUGCAGGUCUAGCAUCAUACCCAAUCGACACAGUUAGGAGAAGAAUGAUGAUGACAUCAGGAGAAGCUGUCAAGUACAAGAGCUCCUUGGAUGCGUUCCAACAAAUCCUCAAGAACGAGGGAUUCAAGUCAUUGUUCAAGGGAGCUGGUGCUAACAUCCUCCGAGCUGUGGCUGGUGCUGGAGUGCUUGCUGGUUAUGACAAGUUGCAGGUUAUUGUUUUCGGCAAGAAAUAUGGAUCUGGUGGUGCUUAA
Vicia faba (fava bean) is the source of this 1143-nucleotide messenger RNA. The record is from the annotation of a GenBank genome assembly. Lineage: Eukaryota; Viridiplantae; Streptophyta; Magnoliopsida; Fabales; Fabaceae.